AUGUUUGGCAUUCUUGAGUCAGUGGCUACGCCUCGCGCGGGCGUCUAUAGCAGCUACGAAGAUUUGAUUGAAAAUCUGAAUGAGCGGAUGGAAAAGGAGGGCUACAAAAUCGUCAAGUCGCGCUCUCACAGGGCGUACGUUGGGGGCGCCGACGUGCCCAAUAACGGUAUUAUCCGCUGCGACUUGGUCUGUAAUCGUGGUGGCCGGGCAUACAAAUCAGAGGCAACACAACGCAAAACGACAACCAAGAAGACGGGUUGUCCAUGGAAAGCCAAGGCCGUCCACCGAAAGACUCUCGGGGGGUGGGUGCUUACCGUGGCCUGCGACCAGCAUAACCACGAGCCCGGUACGCCUGAGCCUCCGUCGCCAGAGCCCAGCAAUGGCGAGGACGAAGAUGUGGAAGACUCAAGCCCGGAAUUACCAGCACUGGGGCCAGACACCUCAGCUGCCAUCUCAGUCGCUGGCGUGUCAGAGGCAGCAGUACGGCUGACAGGAGACACAUUCAACCAGUACAAAAGAGACUACAGAAAACUCUCGCCAACUGAUCGAAUGCAACUGCUUUCUAAUAUGCAAAUGCGAAUUGCUGCCAUUUACGCUAUCCAGAAUGAAGAUGCGCAGCGUCAACGGCGUCUAGAGAUUCAAGAAAGACGGCAUCGUGAGAUCGACACGGCCCAAGGAAGGCCUCAGCAGAGCAGAACGUCAAACACACAUAAAAGGCAGAGACUGAGCGUUGUUGAAGAUCUGGAAUAUGACCAAAUGGUUCGGCAGAGCGCAAAGCUUCCAGGCGGGCAGAGGCGGAGCGCUGCCGAAGAUCCAAAUUAUGGCCAGAUGCUUAUGCAGAGCGAGAGGCGGCAGCUGCGAGAGCAACACUCACAGGCAGCGUCAGAGCCCCAGAUGCAGGACACAGCCACACAAACAUCAGUGUCUAUUCCUAAUAUCGGACUGGCUCAAUUCCCGCAAUUUGCAAACAGUUUCAGGCGUGGCCGAGAAGCAAACCCAUCGAAUGCUGGUUCUCGAGUUGCCCCACCAAAUCUGGACGACUUUUUCGAUCCUCUUGGUUCUGGCACAUCUACACUGAGGGACAAAAUGUCGACAGUCUUGCCUCCGCCGUCGAAAAGACAGCGCCGUGAGCAGCUUGAGCGCUCUCGUGUCCAGCAAGAUGUUACGGCCGUCCCUGGGCCCGAGGGCUCCUUCAAGGCUCGAUUCGUUGACCCGGAUGGCAAUCAGCAGGCGCUGGUAGAGGUGCCGCUAGCUGAUGCCUCGGAGAAGAACCUGUCGCUGCUCUUGAAUACGCUUCUCGCUAGGGAAAAAGAAGACUUCGUACCAUACCGGUUCCGCAUCCACAUCCCCGACAGCGAUAUCAUUGUCGAUCAGUAUCCCAACGAUUUGCUGCAACUGUUGCGCAGCCAUGGCAUUGAAAAUCCCUUCGAAACUACAGUCACGCUUAGUGCCGAGCCACAGGCAGUCUUCAAAGUCAAGGCAGUAACGCGCAUGUCGCAUCGCAUCCCGGCGCACGGCGAAGCCAUUCUUGCAGCACAAUUCCCUCCCCAGACGAGCAGCUUGUUGGCCACGGGAUCUGGUGACAAUACUGCGAGAAUCAUGGACACGGACACUGGUACGCCUAAAUAUACUCUGUCUGGCCACAAGGGCUGGGUACUGUGCGUCGCGUGGUCGCCGGAUGGACGCCGACUGGCGACUGGCAGCAUGGACAAGACGGUUCGGCUGUGGGAUCCUGUUACUGGCAAAGCCGUUUCGGGGGGAACAUUCAGCGGGCACGCCAAGUGGGUGACAAACAUGGCAUGGGAACCAUAUCAUCUCUGGAGAGAUGGCACACCCAGACUGGCAAGUGCUAGUAAGGACUCGACUGUGCGUGUGUGGAUGGUAGACAAUGGCACAACGGAACAUGUCUUGUCUGGACACAAGAGCAGCGUCAGUUGUGUGAAGUGGGGAGGCACGGGAAACAUCUAUACAGCCAGCCACGACAAGACGGUAAAAGUUUGGAACGCAGAGCUGGGGACGUUGCUGCAUACACUGUCUUCUCACGCACACUGGGUCAACCACUUGGCAUUAUCGACCGAGUUUGCGCUACGAACAUCAUAUUUUGACCACACACCGACUCCGGCAACAGAGCAGGAGAAGCGUGCCAAGGCCAAGGAACGAUUCGAAAAGGCUGCAAAAAUACAAGGCAAGGUUGCUGAGCGGCUAGUCUCGGCAAGUGAUGACUUUACCAUGUAUCUGUGGGAUCCGUCGCAAGGGACGAAACCAGUGGCGAGAAUGCUGGGCCAUCAGAAGCAGGUCAAUCAUGUAACAUUUUCCCCAGACGGGAGCUUGAUUGCCAGCUCAGGCUGGGAUAACCACACAAAGCUAUGGAACGCCAGGGACGGGAAAUUCAUCAAUACUCUCCGAGGCCACGUGGCACCAGUAUACCAGUGUGCGUUUUCUGCAGACUCGCGGCUUCUUGUGACGGCGUCGAAGGAUACAACGCUUAAGGUAUGGUCGAUGGCAACGCACAAGCUAGCCGCGGACUUGCCAGGUCAUCAAGACGAAGUCUACGCCGUUGACUGGAGUCCGGACGGCAAGAAAGUUGGCAGCGGCGGAAAGGACAAGGCUGUGCGCCUGUGGUGCAAUUAG
This is a messenger RNA of Beauveria bassiana ARSEF 2860, 2631 nucleotides long. RefSeq names its product WD domain-containing protein. The record is from RefSeq and is a predicted model, not a curated record. NCBI's taxonomy places the organism in Eukaryota, Fungi, Ascomycota, Sordariomycetes, Hypocreales, Cordycipitaceae. Gene Ontology annotation, biological process: ribosomal large subunit assembly. The transcript is spliced from 5 exons. Bases 1 to 2631 code for a protein of 876 amino acids. Gene Ontology annotation, molecular function: protein binding. Gene Ontology annotation, cellular component: nucleolus.